CUCUCUCCUCUCUCUCACACACACACGGCACGCACUAUUCAACUAUUUUCUCUCUCACACACCACACACACUAUUCAAGUACUUCCUCUCUCUCACACUAUAUAUAUAUAUAUAAUCAACAUUGCCGUUGGCAGUGGUAACUCAACAGCUAGAUAUAGAGAAGAAGAGGAAAAAGAUUGAAUCUUGGAUACAAUCCCACUUAUAAAUCUUUCUCUUUAUAUACUAGGAACUCUAAAGAUAGAAAGAGAGAGAAGCUAAGAAAUACUGAAUCUUUUUUCUUUUUUUUCAUUAGCCUACUUAAUCUCUCUCCCUCUCCCAUAAAUAGUUAGUAGAAUUAGUAGAGCUCAGACAGUGAAGAAAAAUCGGAUCUUGAAUUGAAUAAACCAUUGGCUUCAUAUUUUUCAUGGGAUCUGGGCUUUCUUGAUUUUCAUAAAGGUUUCUAAUGGCAAAUCUAUGUGCUUAUUGAAGAAAUCACUCCUGGCCCACCAAUUUAAUGAAUUUUUAGAUUAAAAUUCAAAGUUAGAUUUGAAUUUUUGACUGAGGUUAAUUUGUUAAAGAAAUAACCAGUUAUAGUUGAGAAGAAAGGGGCUAAUAUCUUCACAAUCCAAUGGAAGAAAGAGACAUUGUUAUCGAUAUUGAGAGCUUUGCGGAUACGAUCUGUGAUAAUAGGCUGCCUACGAAUAAUGGAGAUGAAUUAUCCAAGGGUGAAAAUCCAUUUAUCCUGUCCGGCAAUAAUGUGAAGAAUGUUCCGGAUUUAAAUAAGAACACGAAGAAAGAGAAGCGAAUGUCGAUGAGUGCAAAGAAACCUCCGAAACCCCCACGGCCCCCUAGGGGAUUGUCUCUUGAUGAAGCUGACCAAAAGCUGAUAAAAGAGAUUUCCGAACUUGCUAUGAUUAAACGAGCUAGGAUCGAACGGAUGAAGGCAUUGAAGAAAAUGAAAGCAGCAAAGGCAUCUUCUGCUUCGACAUCGUCUACCAGCAACUUCAUAGCUAUGCUGUUCACCGUUUUCUUUUGCGUUGUGAUUCUUUUUCAAGGUUGUCCAUCAGGAAUCUUGCCGAUGAACAGCACAGCCAGUGGAAUAUUCCCCGGUUCACCGCAGUCAAAUGGAGCAAGCGAGGGCAAACUCGUUUUUGUUGAAGACCAGCAAAGUGUAUUAAUGGAGCUAGUUCCAGGUGGUUCAGAUAGCAAGGGUGAUAAAAGAAAAGAUAUCGGUUGAUACAAAUAUUUUUGGUAUUGCUCUUUAUUCUUGAUCGAUACACACAGAACGGAACAGAUAAGUUGCAGAAUCGGAAGUUGAUAAAAUAUGGAGAUCUGUACAGUGAUCUCUACGGUAAUAAUAUUCAAUAAGAGCGAAUUAAUGAAGUUCUAUCUGUGUUGGCUAUAAAGAAGAAUGGUAAGUACUUUACCAGCCCAGCCAGCGGCUGUUGUGCUCUUGUUCGAUCGGUGUUAUAAAAUGUUGGAAAUUGAGAUUGAAACAUCUGAUUUUGGGAUUUGUACGUAAUUUUGAUAUUAUGAUGAUGAUUACAUCCAAAUUUUGUGCUAGUCA
Erythranthe guttata (spotted monkey flower) is the source of this 1546-nucleotide messenger RNA. RefSeq lists its product as uncharacterized. The record is from RefSeq and is a predicted model, not a curated record. Lineage: Eukaryota; Viridiplantae; Streptophyta; Magnoliopsida; Lamiales; Phrymaceae.